Molecule: messenger RNA, 2814 nt
Organism: Symsagittifera roscoffensis
Lineage: Eukaryota; Metazoa; Xenacoelomorpha; Acoela; Convolutidae
Product: calnexin-like
Exons: 9
Coding region: 14-1912 (632 amino acids)
Biological process (GO): protein folding
Cellular component (GO): endoplasmic reticulum; endoplasmic reticulum membrane
Molecular function (GO): calcium ion binding
Source: RefSeq, a predicted model, not a curated record
AAAUAGAUACGAAAUGAUUUUGCAGUUACACGGGGAUAAGUCGUCACAGAUGGGGCGACUGGUCUCUCUUGCAAUUGCAGCCUUAAUAAUGUCCUUGUCGGUGCUCGCACAAGCGCCCGAAGAUGAGCCGGCUAUGCCUCAAGACACUGCAGUGGAACCAGACCCUGGAAAUGUAUACGUGUCCCCUCAAGUGAACAGUGAUGUGUGCUAUCUGGCUGAAAACUUCGACUCGGGUAGCAUCAAUGUGUUCAAGUCCAGAUGGGUAAAAAGCGAAGCCAAAAAGGAAGAGGUCGACGAAGAAAUCGCGAAGUACGACGGCGAGUGGAGUAUUGAGGCUGCUACAGAGAACCCUUUGAAUGGAGACUUAGCUCUGGCUUUGAAAUCCAAAGCUAAGCACCAUGCAGUGUCCGCAUUUCUAGACAGACCAUUUCGCUUCACUGGCAAGUCUCAAUUGAUUAUCCAAUAUGACGUUCGUUUUCAAGAGGGAAUGGAAUGUGGCGGUGCAUACAUUAAACUCCUCUCUGAAGCUGAGUCGCUCGAUUUGAACAGUUUUCACGACAAAACACCCUACACAAUAAUGUUUGGUCCCGAUAAAUGUGGCAACGAUAUGAAAAUGCAUUUCAUAUUCCGAUAUGAGAGUCCUAAAACUAAGAAAACUGAGGAGAAACACAUGACUCUGGACAGUUCAGAGGGGUUCAAAAGUAUCUUCACGGACAAGUUUUCCCAUUUGCUCACACUGUCUAUUGAAGCAGAAAGUAAGUUUGAAUUGUCAGUUGAUCAGACUGUCAUCAAAAGCGGAAGUCUUCUCAACGACUUCAAACCAUCUGUCAUCCCAGAGGCGGAGAUAAACGACCCAGAGGAUAAGAAACCUGAGGACUGGGAUGAUAGAGCCAAGAUCCCCGACCCAGAAGCCACGAAGCCCGAUGAUUGGGAUGAGAGUGAGCCUGAGAAGAUUGCUGACCCGGCGGAUGUGAAGCCAACUGAGUGGCUGGACGAUGAGCCCACCUACGUUCCAGACCCGCAGGCGGAGAAGCCGGGAGACUGGGAUACUGACUUGGAUGGAGAGUGGGAGGCCCCGCUCAUUGAAAACCCCAAAUGCAAGCCAGGUUGUGGUGAAUGGAGGCCAGCGAUGAUUGCUAACCCGAAGUUCAAGGGUAAAUGGCAUGCACCGAUGAUUGACAACCCCAACUUCAAAGGCAUCUGGAAACCCAAAAAGAUCCCAAACCCAGAUCACUUCGAUGACCCGAACCCAUUCCAAAACCUGGCCCCUAUCAGCGCUAUAGGCCUGGAACUGUGGUCAAUGUCUAAUAACAUUCUCUUUGACAAUUUUCUGAUCACUUCUGACUCUGAAAUGGCGAGCCAUUACGCGUCCGAAACAUGGGCAAAAAAGAAAACAAAGGAGCGAAUGGCAUUCUCUAAUAGUGAUUCUGUCAUCGACUACUUGUACAAGUCGGCCAAUCAGAACCCCUGGCUGUGGAUUGUGUACGCUCUGGCCGUAGUGCUGCCUAUCACGUGUUGCGUCAGUUACUUUUUGUCAAAGCCCAAAUCGCGAAAGAAGAAAACUCCCGCUCCUAAACCCAGUUCUGCCGAACACAAGAAAGAUGACGACGAGCCAGUUGCGGCUACUUCGUCCAGAGACCAACUGGAAGCCUCCGAAGACGACGCUGCCAAAGAAGAAGAAGAGCCAGAGAAAGAAGUAAGUAGCCAGGGUGACGGCAACUCAAAAUCGGGCAGGGGUGACUUGGAAACAGCCGAAGAAGAGGAGGAGGAGGAGGCGGACGGAGAUGACGAGGGGUCGGCCGAGGAGGGAAGCGAAUUGGACGAGAACGAUACAGAGCCACAAAAUGGCCAAGGUGGGACUUCAGUGGAAGAGGCUUCUCAGCCCCGAAAACGGAGAAGUCGGAAAGACUGACAGGACCCUUUCCUCCUCGCUGCCAAUCACUGUUCGACUGAUCCCCGCUCGCUAUAUUUGAAAUUACGCUAUUACAGUAUUCCAACUAUAUAUUUAAAUUGCUAAUUUUAAGCUCUGUAUUGAUUAUAUUUGUCUCAAUCCAAUCAUCGACGGGGGUGAUGCCCACUAGCUUGUACAUGGGGACAUUGCUAUAAUUUGGUAAAAUUUGUGUGCACCAAAGUUGUGCAAGGUUGUUAAAAUGAUUCCGGUAAUUACUUCCUGACUGGUUAUUUGAAAAAAAAAAUACGAAUCAGAUAUCCGUAGUGAGAUCUGCUGAAAAUAUAGAUGGUUGGAAUUUCUGCUAGAUGAGUGAAAUUUUGGGAGAUUUUGAAUUCAAGCAGAUAUAGUUUGAAUGGUUUUCAUUCCCAUGGCAGCGUACGUCGGCUGUAACUGAACAAUCUUAAUCGAUUGGUAAGUGAUACGAAAUUUUGGCAGCAUCUUACCAUCAAUGUGCUCUUCAAGAUAAAGUCACGUGAUUCAAUCUACUGCAAUUAUCUGAGCUUCUGUGUAUAUGUCAGAUAGAAUUAGACAAUUUGACACUAGAUUUUGGUUUGAAAAUCGUGUUUGUCCUCGGAUCUUAUCUAUUGGAAAAUGUGUUUAAAGCUCGAUAUAUUGUUGCAUCAUCUGCAAACAUGAGACGAGAACCCUACUUGAGCUAAUUUUGUUUAAUUGUUGUAAGUUUUCCACGAUUCAUGUUUUUAUUCUUUAUAUUUGAAUUUGUUGUUCAAGUUAUUCAAAACAAGUUCUUGCGCUUCGACGUAAAUUUACCAAAUAGUUUUCAAAAUUCGUUCUGAUAAAUUUUGUAAUUUUGAAGUAAUUUAAUAAGUUGGCGCAAACAUUGAAUUUAAAUCUUCUAGAUCUCA